UCUGCUCUUCCUCCCUUUCUCUCCCCCCCCCCCCCCAUCUGUGCUGUCUUUUAGAAGAGAGAUGCUUGUCACCUACUCCUUGUAGUUCCCACACUAUCCCAUUCUCUCUCUCUCUCUCUCUCUCUCCCUCUCUCUCCCUCUGUGUAUGUGUGGGGAGCGUCUUGACAACCGAGAUGCAGCAAGAGAAAGAAGCAAAGGAGAAAAUGGGGAAAGAAGAAUAAACUCUCACCAUCUCCAUUGCCAAAAGAGAGAAACUAAAGAAAGAAAGCUCCAAUUUUUAUCCAUGGAGAGGCACAGAUGCAACCUUUGCUUCCGGCGCUUCUCCAGUGGCCGGGCUCUCGGAGGUCACAUGCGCUCUCACGUGACGCCCCGCCCCAACCGAGCUCCGCCUCCGCCCCCCUCCCACUCCGCCUCCUCCUCCUCCUUCUCCGCCGCGGAAGCGGCGGCUUAUGACGAGACCGCGGCGGCGGAUGAGGGUCUCGGCUACGGCCUCCGGGAGAACCCCCGUAAAAGCUUCCGCCUUGUUGACCCGGAAUUCUCAUCCAUCUUCGCGGCCGCGGAUGGCGGCGGCGGCGGCGGCGGCGGCGGCGGUGGCGGUGGUGGCGGUGGCGGCUCCUCCUCCGUCGUUCAGGAUCGCGAGAGCGAGACCGAGUGCUCCCUGCCCCCGCCGCUCGGACGCCGAUCCAAGCGCUCCCGCCGCCUGCAAGAGGCGGCGGUGGCCGCGGACGCCGAGCCCCUCAGCUCCAUCUCCGACGUGUCCCCCGAGGAGGACGUGGCCCGGUGCCUGAUGCUUCUCUCCCGCGACGCCUGGGCCAGAUUGGGAGCAGGGGAGGAAGCGGAUGAUCAGCACUCCGACGGUUGGGACGAGACGGCGGAGGACGAGGACUACAACGACGACGGCGAAGACGGCGACGAGGGGAUCGGCAGCGCUGCCCGACCGCGGCGGAAGGGGCGGCGGAGCAGGUACCGGUGCGGCACGUGCAAGAAGUUCUUCCGAUCAUACCAGGCCCUGGGUGGCCACCGGGCGAGCCACAAUAAGAUGGCCGGCAGCGGGUGCGUCCGGGCCGCCGGUGGCACCCAGAUCGGCGGAGAGGACUCCUCGGAGGCCAAUGCCGAUCGGAAUUCGAGCCUCCAUCGCUGCCCCUUCUGCUCCCGGGUCUUCGGCUCCGCCCAAGCCCUCGGCGGCCACAAGAGAUCCCAUCUCGCCUCCUCAUCCUCCCCCGUCGCCGCCGCCGCCGCCGCCGCCCAUUCCCCUCCGCUCCCUCCUCCUCUUCGCUCCGCCAACAACAGCAGCACCAACCUCGGCGGCGAGGGCUUCAUCGAUCUGAACCAACCAGCUCCUCUGGAGGAGGAAGUCGAGCUCUCGGCGCUCUCCGACGCCACCGAGCUGCAAUCCAAGUGACUUCCUUUCUCCAUUGCGAUCCCUCUCCGAUCCAAACAGAGCUACAUAGCAAGCAAUCUGAGGUGCAGUUUAUCGAAACAAAACCGAAAUCCGUCUAAAAAUCUCAUCUUUCCCAGCCGAAUGCUGUGCAAAAGAAACCCAGUCCGAUUCAGCUGACAUCAAUUUCAAAUUUUUAUCAGUUUUUCUGCGCGAGUUCGAUCUGGUUCUUCAUUUACAGUAGAAGGAAUCACAAAUCAUCAAAAUCAUCAAGAAAAAGGCUCUUUUUUCUUUGAAUUUACUGUAAUUAAGCUUAGUUUUCAUUCAAACUUGUUCUUGCAACUUCAACUUAAAAUUCUUAUCAGUUUUGUUCAGAAUUUGAUCUGCUUUUUGAGUUGCAGUAGCUCACUGUGUCAAUCGAGCAGUAGAACAGAAUCAAAGAUCAUUAGGAUUUCCAACA
Phoenix dactylifera (date palm) is the source of this 1838-nucleotide messenger RNA. Its product is annotated as zinc finger protein ZAT9-like. Gene Ontology annotation, biological process: regulation of DNA-templated transcription. The record is from RefSeq and is a predicted model, not a curated record. NCBI's taxonomy places the organism in Eukaryota, Viridiplantae, Streptophyta, Magnoliopsida, Arecales, Arecaceae.